AACUUACCACUCUAACUGCUAAUUUUUCACAGUCUAUUUCCAAUUCAAAUCGGGCACCGCCGGUUCUCUGGGUUGACAGAGGACGGUAUGGAAUAUAAGCUUUCGACUAACAAGACCAUUUAGAAGCUUUUCCUUUGAGUACUAUAUGCCAGGCAAGGAUCAAUGAACAAGUUGUGUCGAUCGCCAAAUGUGUUUGAUUAUUAGUGCUAGUACGUCCUACGGGGCGAUCUUCUGGUGCGAACUGUGAUCGAGAGCGGCCACACAGAUUCAAUGUGUCUUUAAGAAGAUCAAAUGGAAAAAAACCUGAAGGAUAGAAAAAACACUGGUGCCAAAUUGUCAAAAGAAAAUUAAUAUCCAGGGGAAUUAGUAAUUCUCCACUGAGAAUUUUUUUCAUUUUGAGAUUAUGUCCAUCACGCAGCAAUUUGAAUCAUGAUGCCCAAAUAAGAAUGUAUAGACUCUCAGAAAAAACUCUCAGGAAGUAUACGUUUGAGGGGUUUCUUUGUUUCCUCUCUCUUUCCUCCAAAUCUGUGGAGAUUGGAGCAGGUUUAGAACCUCUGAAUAUGCACCAACCGUAAGGAAACAAAAAAUUUUGAGGGCACCUAAUUACGGUCAGUCAAAUUGAGUCAGCAACUCUUGUGACCCCACGUUUACCUGUGAAAAGAAGAGGCCUCUUCUUAUUACCCAUCCAUUCAAGCACUCCAUAUUCUUCAAUGCAAACAGAAAAUAACUGACUCCUUUCUUUGUGUUCCCUCCACCAGAAACCAAACUUCCAAUCCUUAAACAACAAGGCUGUUCCGAAAACUGCCUCUCUCUUCCUCUGCAUUGCUCAGCAACGACAACAACAACAAAAAGUCAUCCUCAAGGAUAUUCUCGCAAUACACUUUCGUUCAUAGUUUUCUCUGAAUAGGUUUCUUGUUCAUGGGGAUACCCGUAAGAACAUUGGCUGCCGUUUCGGUGGCAUGGUUCGUCCUCUUCGAAGUCACUCUCGUCGCCGUUGAUGCGAAUUUCGAUUACAAAGACGCUCUCACCAAGUCCCUCAUAUUCCUGGAGGCUCAGAGAUCUGGAAAGCUCCCUCCGAAUCACAGGCUUUCUUGGAGAGGAGAUUCUGCACUUGAUGAUGGAAAAGAAGCAAAUGUGGACCUUGUUGGAGGGUAUUACGAUGCCGGCGACAACAUAAAGUUUGGACUGCCCAUGGCAUUUACAGUCACCACCUUGUCUUGGGCUGGUCUAUUUUAUCAGAAAGAGCUUCAAGCAGCCGGGGAACUGGAGAAUGUCCGCUCCGCUAUCAAAUGGGGCACCGAUUAUUUUCUCAAGGCCAGUUCUAGGAAAAAUCGUUUGUAUGUGCAGGUCGGAGACCCAGUACCAGAUCACCAGUGUUGGAUUAGACCAGAAAAUAUGCAGACUCCUAGGACAGUCCUGAAGAUCGAUGAGAGUGCUCCUGGAACAGAAAUCGCUGCCGAAACUGCAGCUGCGAUGGCUGCUUCUUCCAUGGUCUUUAGAGGCUUCGACCGUGCAUACGCUCGCCGCCUCCUCAAUAAAGCCAAACUGCUAUUUCAAUUCGCGAAGUCUCACAAAGGAAGUUUCGAUGGAGAAUGCCCCUUCUACUGCUCGUUCUCUGGCUACAAUGAUGAGCUUCUGUGGGCAGCAUCUUGGCUGUACAUGGCCACGAGGAGAAGUGUGUACCUUAACUACAUCAAAGAAGAGUCCAUCAGUGCUAGUGUCACUGAAUUUAGCUGGGACCUCAAAUAUGCGGGUGCCCAGGUUCUUCUCUCAGAGCUAUACUUUAAAGGAGACCAGGGCUUAGAGAACUUCAAAACACAAGCUGACAGCUUUGUCUGCUCAAUUCUUCCUGAUAGCCCCUACCACCAGGUUUACAUCACCCCAGGGGGCAUGCUGUAUUUGAGGAGUGGGGCGAACACGCAGCAUGUAACUGGCACAUCUUUCUUGUUCGAUGUCUAUGCCGACACGUUGGCCAAACACAACCAGAAAGUCAUCUGCGGAGACAAACAGUUCGAUGCCACGCACCUCCAGGCUUUUGCCAAGCAACAGAUGGAUUACCUACUUGGGAAUAACCCGGAAGGCAGAUCAUACAUGGUUGGCUUCGGCAACAAACCUCCGACCCAACCCCAUCACCGAGGCUCGUCCGUGCCCAAACUAGCCCUCGACGAGGUGGUGAGCUGCCCCAUGAGCUUCGUGAAAUGGCUUUCCCCGGACAUCCCCAACGUCAACGAGCUCACCGGCGCCAUCAUGGGCGGGCCUGACCGCAACGACCUCUUUGAGGACAAACGCUGGAUGUCGUCCAUGACUGAGCCUUGCACCUACGUCAAUUCCCUCGCCGUAGGCCCUCUCGCUAAGCUCGCCUCACCCCAUGCAUAACUAAAGACAUAUACCAAAGAUACGUUGGUUAAUUUGUUCAUGCACCAUGCAUUCAUUGAUACGGCCCCGCAUGCAAAAAGGUCGAUCGUGGCCAAUUAUCGAUGUAGAUUUCAUUCUUAUGUAACUUUGACUAGCUAAUUGGUUGCGCCUUUGAAUUGAGGCGGUUUCGGUGGUGAUUAUAUUUUCUC
Molecule: messenger RNA, 2564 nt
Organism: Syzygium oleosum
Lineage: Eukaryota; Viridiplantae; Streptophyta; Magnoliopsida; Myrtales; Myrtaceae
Product: endoglucanase 16
Exons: 8
Coding region: 919-2376 (485 amino acids)
Biological process (GO): carbohydrate metabolic process
Molecular function (GO): hydrolase activity, hydrolyzing O-glycosyl compounds
Source: RefSeq, a predicted model, not a curated record